Bufo gargarizans (Asiatic toad) is the source of this 918-nucleotide messenger RNA. RefSeq names its product olfactory receptor 1468-like. Bases 1 to 918 code for a protein of 305 amino acids. Gene Ontology annotation, cellular component: membrane. Gene Ontology annotation, molecular function: G protein-coupled receptor activity; olfactory receptor activity. Gene Ontology annotation, biological process: G protein-coupled receptor signaling pathway. The record is from RefSeq and is a predicted model, not a curated record. The transcript has a single exon. NCBI's taxonomy places the organism in Eukaryota, Metazoa, Chordata, Amphibia, Anura, Bufonidae.
AUGGUCACAGAGUUCUUCCUCUUAGGAUUCCCAGGCAACCAAAUUUUAAGAAACAUUAUAUUCCUUCUAUUUCUUUUGGUGUUUGGAGCAACAAUAUAUGGAAAUCUCCUGAUCAUCGUCCUGGUGUCCACCAGUAAAAACCUCCACACUCCAAUGUAUUUCUUCAUAUCACAACUGUCCAUCAGUGAUAUCUUAUUAACCACAAAUAUUGUCCCCAACCUGCUUCACAUUCUACUGAAUAAUGGAGAAACAAUUAUUUUUAUAGGUUGUAUCACUCAGCUUUAUUUUUUCAGUGUCUCAGAAGUAUUUGAAUGUCUCCUCCUAACAGUGAUGUCUUAUGACAGAUAUGUGGCCAUCUGUAAUCCCCUCCGUUACUCUUCUAUUAUAACAAGUGAAUUUUGUGUGAAAUCAGUUGUUUUAAGUUGGGUUUUCUGUUUUUUUGUUUCAAUCAUUCUCACCAUAACACCAUCAAAGCUGAGCUUCUGUGCAUCAAAUAUCAUUGACCAUUUCUUCUGUGAUAUUGUUCCCUUAGUGGAAAUUUCUUGUUCUGAUGCCUUCAUUGUCCAUUUAGAGAUAUAUUUAUUAAGCAUUGCUUUAGUUAUUGCUCCUAGCACGAUAAUUAUAAAAUGUUAUGUGUGUAUUAUUGUUAAUAUCUUAAGGAUCCCAUCCAGUACUGGUAGACAGAAAGCCUUCUCCACCUGUAGCUCCCACCUCAUUGUGGUCUCCAUAUUUUAUUGGACAUUGUUCAGUGUUUAUGUUUUCCCAACAAACGGACAAUCAUCAACCAUCAGUAAAAUCCUAUCCCUGCUAUAUACUGUAUUUACUCCUUUGGUCAAUCCUGUUAUAUACAGUUUAAGAAAUAAAGAUAUUAGGAAAGCCAUACAGGGAACAUUUUAUCUACAUAGAAAAAAACAGUAA